Medioppia subpectinata is the source of this 1308-nucleotide messenger RNA. Lineage: Eukaryota; Metazoa; Arthropoda; Arachnida; Sarcoptiformes; Oppiidae. The record is from the annotation of a GenBank genome assembly.
AUGGACUCUUCAUUUGCCAUCACAUGUGAUGGACAUGUCUUCAGUUGGGGUGACAAUAGUGGCCAUCAAUUAGGACAGAGAGGAUGGUUUGGUUUUAGAAACGUGAUAAGUCAAAUAAUGGAGAAAAUGAAACCAAAGCCAAACCAAUACAACUUAUGGCCAGUCAUAGCAAAGUUAUUGACAACCAAACAGUGUCUGCAAAGUGUGAACAAAAUGAACCAAAACAACAGUCGAGUUGCCCUAAAACUUUUGGAGUGCGUUAUAACCCGCAAAAUGAUAAUGCCCACCUCUACCAGCAUGUUUGCGAAAAUUAUAGAAAAAUUUGGCAGUAAUAGCAAUACAAUAGGUUCACAGCAAACAACUGUAAAACGAGAGACGAAUUUAUGUGAUGGCAAUUUCAAAACCCAAUUCAUUGAGAUGUCAGCCAUAGGUUCGGGUUGUUUUGGGACUGUAUUUAAAGUAAAGCAUAGAUUGGAUGACAAAAUAUAUGCCGUUAAAAGAGUACAAUUUGGGGAUUUCAGUGAAGAAAAGAAACAAAAUGUUUUAAAAGAAGUAAAAAGUUUGGCAAAACUAAACUCAGAUUUUGUGGUAAAGUAUUAUCACUCAUGGCUUGAGUCCAAUCAUCUCUUCAUUCAAAUGGAGUUCUGUUCACAAAAUCUCAAAUCUAUUCUCAAAGACAAACCCAUUGUCUUCGAGAGACAACCGGAAGAAGAGAUGAAUGUCUUUGAGUUUUUCAUUUCAUGUGAAAUAUUUAAAGAGAUUUUAGAAUGCGUUCAAUAUCUUCAUGAAUUUAAUCCAGUGGUCAUUCAUCGGGAUCUCAAACCCGACAAUAUAUUAAUUGAUCACAACUUUAAGUGCAAUCGUUGUGUAAAACUGUGUGACUUUGGUUUAGCCACUGAUCACAACACCGAUAGACACACUGCCAGCCGAUACGGCCAUACGUCAGGUGUGGGUAGUAUUCAGUAUAUGUCUCCCGAAGUGAUUCAUUGUCGCGAAUAUAACCACAAAUCAGACAUUUAUAGUCUCUCUAUAAUCGGCGAACAGAUGUUUGGUAUCGAUCUUCAGGCCUCGCAAUCAUUUGAAGCAAAGGACUCACUGUUUAAGACAUGUAUACUAUGUUUGUCUCAAAUACUCGCAAAAAUGAUGAAAACACCGAAAUGGAGAAAAAGACCCGAAUGUAGGGAAGUGUUGGCCAAACAUAACGAGUGGUCUAUUGAUAACACUGUUAUCACUCAUCACAAGGACUUUAAUAAAGUUGACAACUACUUUGCCUUACAGUUAGGUCUCGAGACACGACAACAACACUAA